Molecule: messenger RNA, 2334 nt
Organism: Necator americanus (New World hookworm)
Lineage: Eukaryota; Metazoa; Nematoda; Chromadorea; Rhabditida; Ancylostomatidae
Exons: 20
Coding region: 1-2334 (777 amino acids)
Biological process (GO): reciprocal meiotic recombination; double-strand break repair via synthesis-dependent strand annealing
Cellular component (GO): nucleus
Molecular function (GO): ATP-dependent chromatin remodeler activity; DNA translocase activity; ATP binding
Source: RefSeq, a predicted model, not a curated record
AUGAUCCGUCGUCGUAGCCUGGGAAUGAGUAGGAUGAAUCCUUCAUCGACUCCGGUGAUUCACGAACAGUUUCGGAGUCCUCUAGUGCAACCUUCAUCACCUGAGGAUGGAUCAAAGAGGAAAAGAAAGAAAGUUCUGAGGUUACAAAACCCUUUCAAUAGUGACCGAGAGGAUGUAAUUGAUCCUCAACGUCUGAAAUUGAUUGACAAAAAUGCAAUUAUGGCUCGUGAUUCAGCCGAACAUGAAGCAAUGAUAGCUCGACUGCUAUCGAGGCCGUUUACUAUUCCAAUCCCGGGAUAUACACUGUCUGGUCGUGUAUUGGGUAUGGCCAGAUCUAGAAUUCGUGUGGCUAUGUUUGAUCCUUAUGCUGAAAAUGCAGUUGUACUGUAUGCUCCACCUCCACUAUCAGCACACGAGGAAAUGAACAUGAAAGAGGAAGACAAAUUGGUACAUGUUGUUGUCGAUCCAGUGUUGGGCAACGUUCUUCGACCACAUCAAAGGGAAGGUGUAAAAUUUAUGUAUGACUGUGUCACUGGACGAAAUAUUGAAGGUUAUCAUGGCUGCAUUAUGGCGGACGAAAUGGGUCUGGGCAAAACAUUACAAUGUAUAACACUUUUGUAUACUUUACUUCGUCAAAGUCCACUAGGUAAACCGACGUUUUCCAAGGUUAUCAUCGUCUGUCCAAGUAGUUUAGUGAAGAACUGGGAUAAAGAGAUCAAAAAAUGGUUGGGACAACGAGUUAGUGCUCUACCGAUGGAUUCCGGAAGUAAACAAGAGAUAACAAGCAAACUUAAAGCUUAUAUGGCUGACGGUCGAGUUCGAGCUGCAAGCCCAGUUCUGAUAAUUUCUUACGAAACCUUCAGAUUGUAUGCGAAAAUUCUGCACUCAAGCGCCAUAGGAAUGGUUAUUUGCGAUGAAGGCCACCGUUUAAAGAACAGUGAUAACUUAACGUACCAGGCUCUGAAUGGUUUGCAAUGUGACAGGCGUGUUUUGAUCUCAGGAACACCUAUCCAGAACGAUCUGCUUGAGUAUUACAGCCUAGUCAAUUUCGUAAAUCCUGGUCUUCUUGGAACAGCAAGCGAGUUCAAGAAACGUUUUGAGAAUCCGAUUUUGAGGGGUCGUGACGGCAAUGCUACUGAAGAUGAACAAAAGAAGGGUGAAGAAGCCACAAAGGAGAUGGUUGCACUUGUGGAGAAAUGCAUCAUUCGAAGAACCAGCACAUUGUUGACAAAAUAUUUGCCCGUCAAAUACGAGCAUAUCAUUUGCUGUCGCAAUACGGAACUGCAGGACUCUAUCUACAACAAGCUCAUUGAAACAGAAAAGAGGAACAGAGCAGUGGAGAGAGAUAAGGAAGUUGGUGCUACCGCCUCUGCGCUCUCCUUCAUCACCCAUCUAAAGAAGUUAUGCAACCAUCCGUAUUUGGUUUAUGAGGAGUUACAAAAGGCCGAUAAUCGAUUCCAUAGCUGCCUUGACAUUUUUCCGGAAUCGUUCCAUACGAAAAAGUGUGACCCGUCUACAUCUGGAAAAAUGAAGGUGUUGGACUACAUCCUGGCUGUUACGCGGAAGACAUGCAACGAUAAAUUUGUCCUAGUAUCUAAUUACACCCAAACUAUUGAUCAGUUUGUAGAGCUCUGCAAACUACGCGGAUACGGAUAUGUGCGACUAGAUGGGUCUAUGUCAAUCAAGCAAAGAGCAAAAACCGUGGAGAAAUUCAACGACCCGGAGGGUACCGAAUUUUGUUUCUUACUAUCCUCAAAGGCUGGCGGUUGUGGCCUGAACCUCAUCGGAGCGAAUAGGUUAGUGAUGUUUGAUCCGGACUGGAAUCCAGCCAACGAUGAUCAGGCAAUGGCUCGAGUGUGGCGUGAUGGUCAGAAGAAAAACUGCUUCAUCUACAGAUUACUUGCAACAGGCUCAAUCGAAGAGAAGAUGUUCCAACGACAAACGCACAAGAAAGCAUUGUCAUCUUGUGUGGUUGAUGCCGGCCAAGAUGUUGCCCGUCACUUUAGUUCAGAACAGCUUAAAGAGCUGUUCAAACUUGAGAUUGAAACACCUUCUGAUACUCAUACGAGGUUAAAAUGCAAGCGGUGCAUCAAUGGAAUUGAGAGUUCUGAUCCGCCCGAGACAGCCGACUGCACAUCGGACUUAGCUCUGUGGCAUCAUUCGCAAAGGGAUCCUCGAAAGAUCGCGGACUCAAUCUUACGAUCUGUUUUUAAUUGCGGUGCGAUCUCCUUUGUGUUCCAUCAAAAGUCACACAAAGUGGAAGUUCCGAAAAGGAGGAAGAAAGAAGAAGAUGAUGAAUAUAAGCCCCAUGAAGAUGAAGACGAGGAUGACUAG